Messenger RNA from Dryobates pubescens (Downy woodpecker), 3274 nucleotides. RefSeq names its product AMMECR nuclear protein 1 (gene AMMECR1). NCBI's taxonomy places the organism in Eukaryota, Metazoa, Chordata, Aves, Piciformes, Picidae. The record is from RefSeq and is a predicted model, not a curated record. The coding region runs from base 1 to 1236 and encodes 411 amino acids. The transcript is spliced from 7 exons. Gene Ontology annotation, cellular component: nucleus.
AUGCUAAAGACCUGCAGCUAUUUGCCUUGUACAAUUUGCUCAUUUCUCUUUAUUUCUCUGUUUUCCUGCACUGUUCACUUAAAGGACAAUCUCUCUAGCAAACAAAAUCCCCGGAGCCUGAUUAGAGGGACUGAAGGCUCCCAGACACGGAUUGCCUGCCAGCCACAGCACGGCGGAGCGGGCCCGGCAGGAGGCGGAGCGGACCGCCGCACGUCCCCCGGCCGGUCGGCCGGCCCCCCCGCCAUGGGUCGGAAGCGCUGCGUGGGGGGAGACGGCUCCAAGAUGGCGGCGGGUUGCUGCGGGGUGAAGAAGCAGAAACUCUCCAGUUCCCCUCCCUCGGGCUCGGCCGGCGCGGGAGGCGGCGGCAACGGCUCCCACUGCGGCGGGGCGGCGGCGGCGGGGGGCGAGCCGGGGACGUUGCCCCCGUCAGGGGGCCCGCGCCUCAACGGCCUUGGGGCGCUGGCGGGGGGCGCCGCCGGCUGCGCUCUCUCCUCGCCGCUGCCGCCCAGCUGCGGCGGGGGCUCCGCCGGCCUCUCCCCACCGGCCGCCGCCUCGCUGCUCUCCUCCCCCGGCGCCGGCUCUGGCGGGCCCGGCUGCAGGAAGAUGGUGGUGUCGGCCGAGAUGUGCUGCUUCUGCUUCGAUGUGCUCUACUGUCACCUGUACGGCUACCAGCCCCCGCGGAGCCCCCGCUUCACCAACGACCCCUAUCCAUUGUUUGUAACGUGGAAGAUCGGUCGAGAUAAACGAUUGCGUGGAUGCAUAGGUACUUUUUCCGCCAUGAACCUGCAUUCAGGACUCAGGGAGUACACACUUACUAGUGCCCUUAAAGAUAGUCGUUUCCCCCCAAUGACGAGGGAUGAGCUGCCACGGCUUUUCUGCUCAGUGUCUCUACUCACUAACUUUGAAGAUGUAUGUGACUACAUGGACUGGGAGGUGGGUGUACAUGGCAUUAGAAUAGAAUUCAUCAAUGAAAAAGGAUCAAAACGCACCGCCACCUACUUACCGGAGGUUGCAAAGGAGCAAGGAUGGGACCACAUUCAAACCAUAGAUUCCUUAUUGAGGAAAGGAGGCUACAAAGCUCUGAUUACUAAUGAAUUCAGGAAAACAAUAAAGCUAACCAGGUACCGUAGUGAGAAGAUGACAAUGAGCUACACAGAGUACCUUGCCCAUCGUCAGCAUCAUCACUUCCAAAAUGGUAUUGGGCACCCCCUUCCACCAUACAACCAUUAUUCCUGACACUGAGCCGCAUGACCAGUCACUGGACCUCUCUGCAGACCUCUUCCCAGGAGACCCUGCCCCUUCUUGGUCUAGCUAUCUCUAUUACUGUACCAUUUUAUGAUGAUAGUUUCCGUUGCCAUGUUGAGGCUUCUUGGUUAGGCUCAUCAUGGCAACGGGUGGGGAAACUACAUUAUUACAAAGAUCCCAUACUUUUUUAUUAUUGAGUCACUGCAGAUUUUUUUGCAGCAUAUAGAGCCCUUGGGGUUUUUUAUGGAAUUUAAAAUUUCUACUUCAUUAACAUUGAAUUAUAUCAGUCAAGGCUUUCUGUAACUGUGGAUGGAAGGAAGAGUUUAAGGGUUACAGUUAGGGAUUCUUUGCUUUGCAAAUAGGCAUUCCUGGCUUUUGCAUUACUAGGUGUGACAGGGAAUGAAACAUAUCAGAUUCAGGUAUUACUCUAGACAAUGAACUGCAUUUUCAUAACGUUCAUUAACAAUGUUGUGUGUACAGUGUCUCACCCUCAUGGUAAAGAUUUCAUGUAGCUAUGUACCUGAUCUUCAGAUCCAGCAUAUGCAGCCCAAAUGUCAAGGCUGACACACAAAAUGCUUUUUGGGAUGAAGAAAAGCAAUUACAUGUACAAUGAGAGGUGAUGUUAACAUUGAAGCCUUUUCAGAAUCCAGUGGUCUAAUUGAUAGGGCAUGACCUAAUACAGUGGGCUACCAGGUAGCUUUGUCUCCCAUGCUGUGCUGGGAAUCGAGGGCGAUCCAGCUCUGUCAAGACUCGUCAUAAAAAUACGUUUGUAAUGAAAUGAUGCCUUUCUGAUGAUCUCAUAGUAGAAGUGACAUUUGUUUUUACAAGCAGGUUGGUGAGUAGCAGAUGUCAUAUUAGGAAGAAUAUGGAUUUAGAUUUUAGUGCCUUUGACUAUGACAUAACUAUAUACUUUAUAUAUAAGAUUCAUAGAGAAGAAUAUAGCAAAUCUGCCAGACAUUCUAGCAAACUAUAUUGAGUCUGCUCUGGCAUCAGGUUUGGGGGGAUUUUUUUAAAGUGAUUUUUUUUUUUUCUUCUUAUAGCAAACCUGGUUUGGAAAAAGAAAUAUCCCUGGUUUGUUCUUUCUUCUGCUUUUGAACUUGUUGAGUUUUAUCAAGUCAUGAAUAGCUAGAUAAUGGUAAUGGUCAUUUUUAAAAAGACUGUUGUAAAAGAGCACAGGACAAGUAUGCCAUAAUUUCACAUUUUCAUCUAUUACAGAAACAGUACUUGAGAGCUCUAAGUACUGUAUAAUAAUUCUGAUACCCCUCCACAUAGUAGAAGAAAAAAAAAAUGAUUGGAACUUUAUCCUGCUGUAAAAACAGGAUUUAGUAAAAGGUAUGUGUGGUAUAUUUGCAAGCCCCAGCUCCUUGCUUAUGUGCCUGCAGAACUCCCACUGAUACCUGCUAUAGUUCAUUGCAUAUUCUAGGGGACAAUACAUGCCAUUUUUACAGAAAAGACCUUCCUAAUAGGAGUGAGUAAUCCACAGGAAGCAGAAAUCCCAGUGAUUUUAAGUAAUGAAUGUUUGUAAAUAGAUGGAUAUUUACAAUUCAGAUAGGUAAGAUCAUUUAAAAUUCAGUUGUUUAAAAAAAAAACCCUAAUUGUAACAAUAUUUCAGUAAGGUUUCAAAACCCCAGACACGGAUAAACUAUGUUCAUCCCUUAUGUGAGAUUAGCUUUGCUACUUAAUGUCUAUGGAGGUUCUUGUGGAAGGUCUUUGGUAUUCCUUCAUCCACAGCAUUUGAUGUCCAAAUAUAACAUUUUCAGUUGUGAUGCCUUAAUUUACAAGCAGAGGGCCUGAAGGUUCAGGAGCCAUGAGAUGCCAGCCAGAAACUGCAACAAUUAAUAGAUGUUUAUACAGAGGCUAUUUUGGAUGAUACCGUUGUCUUGUUUCUACUUGGGGAACAUUUUAAAAUGGAUUAGUCUUCAAGUGGAAAUAGCGAACAAGUGGCUACCUGACAGAGUUGUGUUGGUUUCUUUUCUUGCCCUUAUAGGGAAACUGAGCACAAACUGAAUCAUUCUGCUGCAAAAAAAAA